Molecule: messenger RNA, 8803 nt
Organism: Felis catus (domestic cat)
Lineage: Eukaryota; Metazoa; Chordata; Mammalia; Carnivora; Felidae
Product: olfactory receptor 13C4
Exons: 1
Coding region: 5883-6839 (318 amino acids)
Biological process (GO): G protein-coupled receptor signaling pathway
Cellular component (GO): membrane
Molecular function (GO): G protein-coupled receptor activity; olfactory receptor activity
Source: RefSeq, a predicted model, not a curated record
CCUGCUAAGCCACCCAGGCACCCCUGUGGUAUUAUUCUUACUACUUUUGUCUUUUAAUUUAUGUACUAAAAGUGAUUUACAUGCCAUCAUCAUAGUAUAUAACAGUCUGUUUGUAUUUAUAUUUAUCUUUAACAGUGAACUUUAUAUUUCAUACAUUCUCAUGUCCCUGCAUAGGUGGGCCUGCCUCCAGGACCUUGGUCAAUAUUUCUGGUGCUGAGACAAGGGUAUGCUUCAGGGUUUUCAGGUGGUGGACCUAUUAUCAGGUACACAGAUGCCUGUAGCUCUCUCCAGGUCUCUGGGGGGUAGAGAGGCUCCUAACAGUUCCCUGGGCUGUGGCCUGGGUGGUCAGGACCACUCUCAAACUAUGGUGUGAGGAGCUGGAGCUGGUUUAGGGUACCUUUUCAAGAUCUGCAGUAAGACUGAGGUCAAGUGCCUACCUCCAGAGACAUAGACACAUGUGUCUCUUGGUAGGUCCCUUGGUGAGGAGGACUGCUCUCUGUGGUUCUGAAGUGCUGGAGCCAGUAACUGGGGCUGCUACAUGAUCUAUAGUCAGACUGAGGUUGGCAGGUCUACCUCCAGAGGCUCAGACAGGUGUGUCUCUAGGUGGAUCCCUGGGCAGGCAGGGUGUUCCCAGCCUGAAACUUCAGGGGACCGGAACAGAAUUACAGAGCCUGUUCAGGAUCUGUAGUCAGACAUAGGUUUGAGGGCCUGCCUUGGAUGUGUCACCUGUCUGGUCUCUAAAAAGAUAAGACUCUUGUUUAGGAGUAGCUUGAGCCUGGUCAUGGACCAAUUCAGGGUCCACAGUUAGGGUUGAGGUCAGUGAGCCUGUUACCUGGGGCAUGGGGUGGUAUGAUUCCUGGCAGGUCCCUUGGUAGAUGGUGUUGGUGGCAGGAUCAGGGCCAAACAGGGCUGUAGCCAAGUUUACAAUGUGACAGGGCUGUUUCCAAGUUAGUAGCUGGGUCCACAGUCCAUGGUCAGUGAGUUUUUUACUUGGGCAUGGGCCUGCCUUCUCAAAUGUACCUUCGGAAUCUAAAUAUUUUACAGUUAAAUGUAACAUCUACUGGGAAAUUAGAAUCUAAGUGUUAACUUCUAUGGUACAGCUCAAUCUACCUUCUGAAACACUGUGAUUCAGUAAUGUGCUAUCUACUUAUCUGAAGUCACACUCCACACUCUCCAUUCCGAACUUUUUAAAAUCUUUUCUUGGUCUUAAACAUACGAAUUCACUUUCGUCUUAUAAACUUAUUUAUUUUAUGGCUUAUCUGUAUUUUUUUUCAUCCCCCAAAAAUGGCAUUUAACUUACAGCAAAUAUCUGUUUCAUGUCAUUCAUAAUAUUUAGAUCAUUUUCAAUUCUAGCAUUCAUUUUUGGUAAUUAUCACUUGAAUUGAGAUCUUACUUUGAAUUAACUUUGCUAUUAUAAACAAAAAAGCUCUCAUAUUUCAUAAAGUUUGUUUUGUGAACAUUUGCCCCUGUUUUCAAAAGUUACAUUGGUAGGAGAAUGUCAUUUCAUUUUUGAGCUGUAGUCCAGCACCACUGUUAAUUAGGUGUGUGGGUCACUGUCCCUAAUGCACCAGAAGUUUCUACAUUUCAUGGAUCUCUCAUUCUUAUUUUAAAUUGCUUUGGGAAUUGGGGAACAAUUAUAACAACUGUUGCAUAACAAAUAUUUACUCUUCCACAUCUUUGGAAUCUGGCAUUGUUUGCUGAACCUGAUCUUAGUUCAGAAUACUGACAUAAAUACUAAGAAGAAAGUAACUGGGUCUUCUAGAAGGUGGAAAUAAUUUAUUAGUAUACAGGUGAGUCUUGAAUACCAUGCAACUGUACCUUUUCAAUCUAUAGUUAAAGCUAUUAUUAAAUACAGAUUUAAAAUGUGAACAGCAUGAGGCCAUACAGCUACUAAUUUAUUAUUAUGAAAUAGCUAUUAUUUAUUAUUAUUGUUAUUAUUUGUAAUACCUGUUAAUCCAUAAAAAAGUUUCCAUAUGCCACCUAAAUUUUUCUGAAAACACACCUGUGAGAAAAGUAAGGCAGUUAUUUUUAUCACUAUUUCACAAAUGAGAAAACUGAGACUAUAUGUUAGAAGAACCUCAAACCUAGAGCUUUUGCGUCUAAGUCCCAAGCACUUGUGCACUAGGAUAACCCUAUGCUACAUUCAUUCCAGUACUUUCAUUACAUAAAUUGGUAAAUUUUUGUAUAAGAUGACAUCUCUUUAGUACUGACUAAAGAUACUUUUUUUUAAAACUUAGAGCCUGAUGCAAAUGAAUAAUUUGGGCAUAUUAAAAUUUCCUUGAGUAUGAAUCCACAAAUGCUAUAGAGAGAAAUUUCUUAAAAGCCAAAAAAAAAAAAAAGUAAACCUUUACCUAUUCAGUCAAAAUGCAUUCAUAAUGUGUAACCACUUUGUUAAGCCACAGGUGUACAGUGGUGACUUCCUUCCUUGUGUCUCUUGUUAUCUUAAAAUGUAUAAAGUAACCAAUUUAGAUUUCUGGGAGAAGAAUAAAGGCAUCAAGACAGAUCUGGCUCAAGGUGGAUGUGAAUUGGUGAGGGAAUUUACGUCUAGGAGGGGAAGGCUUAAAGCAGGUGGCAAAAGUACUUUAAGUGGCCUAAGAUAUAUUGUCACUCCAUCUGUGUUUUUGUUUUGUUUUGGUUUUUGGUUAUUUUUGUUUUGUUUUGCUUUGCUUUGCUUUGCUUUGUUUUGUUUUGUUUUGUUUUGUUUUGUUUUGUUUUGUUUUGUUUUGUUUUGUUUUGUUUUGAAAAGAGAGGCCAGUAGGCUCUCCCAGCCCCGGACCUCAAAGGGGCUGGAUCUGAAACAUCAUCAUAUUUCCCGGUAAGUCAAUGUAUUGCCAUCUUCUUUCUGCAUUCAUGCCUGGGCUGAUGAGAUUGUUCAUGUUCCUUAUCUAAAAGCACUCCUUGAUCAUUUUCCAGGCUCCACUUUGGAAGAACUUUGAUUUAUCCUAAGAAGUAGUGUACAGUGGGUGUAGAUUCAUUUCGGAGAAAAUAGAGUAUUCUGGGCAUAUGAUUCUGUCUCAUAGCCCUGAACCUUCCUCCAUGAUAAGAAGUACUAAGUCCUCAAGACUAAACCAUUUUCCUUGUACAUUGUUAACCAAGUACAGUCAAGUUUUGCUUCUAUGACCUCAGUAUAUCCACAGAUACUGGCCAUUUUGUGUUGUUGACACAUAUUUUCUAUACAGAUUUUAAUGCUACUUGUUGGACACAGAAGUCCUGGAAAGAAAACAGGCUUUGGAUUUUGUUUUUUCCCAUUAUUAGUCAUGUGACAUCAAUCAAGUGAACUAAUUUCAAGCACAGAAUCUAGCACAUAAGAUCCUGCAAUAUAAGUUGUUGGAAUAAAUGAAGGGUUUUUUUUAUUUAAACAAAUUUAAGGUGUUUUUUUCCCUUUAGACGCUUCUUGCCUUUAGCUGAAUAAAUACACUUAGAUAUUGCUUUGAGUUUCAAUUUUCUCAUCUCUAAUUUGGAGAUUUAAUAUGCUCUCAUUUGCACCUCUGAUUCAAGUUGAAAUUUUCUAUUCUGUAUUCUUUAGAUGAUUUUUUUCUGAAGUGAGAAUGCAUCUCUUGUUUGGCUUCUGACUCUAAGACAUUAUACUCUGUAGAUAAAUCACACCUAUCAUCACACAACAGUGUGAGAGUAGGGUAGUGAGCUUAUGCUGACCUUCUCGAAACUCUUAGUCCACACGAGCCCUAAGUUUGCAAUUUUGGCUAACCUGAAAACUGGUGACAAUUAUGAAAAGAUAAUUGUGUGAGUGUGUGCACCAGUCAGUAAUUAACAAUAGCCUAAUUAAUCUAACAUUUUAAUUGCUUGUAUCACAUAUCUGCUUAAAAAAAACCUGAUAAAAUCAAACCAUAUGAUGUCAAGUUUGUAGGGUAGCCAAUAUCAUCAGGUCUAAGCACUCACAUUGUGCUUGAUGCUUCUGAUGAUCGGUUCCUUCCCUAUAAAAAGAAGUGUCAAUUUCUCUGCCUCACUUCUGGACCUUUCUAUAUGCCUGCUUCAUUUACCCUUUCAAAUAUGUUUCCCAUUAUUCCUCCACAGAAGCUCCAUGUUUGAAAAGGAGGUACUGCCAAUAUGCUUACUACUAAAUAUUGCUCAACCUGUUCUCCCUUCUGGGGUAUCCCUUCCCCCUCUUGUCUUCCACACCUGCCUCAACUUUUCUAUGUUUACAGAUCCAGCCUGUCUGAAAUUCUUCCAGCACUCUUCCUUGGCUUUUUAUUUCUUAUUAACCUACUCUUUCUGUGACACUUACAACAUUCACUCUGGUCACACAAUGCGUUUACAGUCUGUAUCUAAUUGUUCUGUAUGUAAUAGUGUUACUGUUUCUCUCACUGAAUUGUGAAUUCUUUGAUUACAGACAUGUUAUAUUUUUCCCAGCCUUACUCAGCUUGGAGCAGGAAUGAGCUCAAGUUGGGCUAUCAGUAAUAUCCUAUACAUAUUACAGUAGUCUAGCAAAAACUUAUAUUUAUUCUAUAAAAUUUGUCUUUCAAUAGUGUUAUUUUCUGAAUUGUACUGAACAGUGAGAUAUGGCCCUGGGGUUUGUUCACUGGAAAACACAAGAGGAGUAUGCUUUCGGUCAUUUUCUAGGUUGUGAAACUAGUCCCUAUAAUAAAACAAAAGAAAAUCUAUUUGGAUCAGAAACAUCUGGAGAGUCUGCCAACUCACUAUAGGUAAACUAAAGCCUUGCUACUCAAAAUGUGGCCCCAUGCCAGGUGCUUCAAUACACUUGCAGCCUAUUAAAAAUGCAGAAUCACAGGCUCUACUCCAGACCUACUAAAAGAAAAUCUUCAUUUUAACAAGAUCCUCAAGUAAUUUAUAUGCCUAUGAAAAAUUUGAAAGACUGAAGUAGUUGAUUCUUCAUUAUUCCCCCAAGGCCAAAAUUUAUGGAUACUAGUUGGUGGGAAAACAGUGUGUAGUAACUUGAGGUGUUAUCACCCCAACAGCUGCAGUGCAUUGGCAAAGAUCCGAGCUUCAAGUUCUACUGUUUUCUUACUGGUUGGAUAACUUUGGCCACAUUCUGUUUUUAACAUUUGAAAAAAAAUAGGAAUAAUGAGAAGAUUAAUUAUUUUUUUAUAAAGUAUAAAGUGCUACACAUGUAUACACAAAUAUAAGCAUUAUUACUGUUUUCUCAGGUUCACUUAAAUAAAUAAAUUAUGAAGAAUAAGUCUGAAGCCAGAGAAUAAAACAAAUGAAGAGAAAUUAUUGUUCUUCAAAGAUUCUCCAUCAGAUUCGUGCACAGCUGAUCUCUACACUGGUCUUAUAGGAAAAAAUAAAAUAGUAAGAGUGAGCUGUGACUGUGAGUUCAACCAACUGCCUUUGAGCAGAUGUUAAAUUGCUGUGUAGGUGAUUCAAUUCACUAUGAUCAAAUGUCUGCUCUAUAAAAAUGCACAAUUUGACUGAUAAGAAUGUGAUGCAAAUAUGUAUAAAAAUAAAAUUUGUUUACAGUUUUAAACAUUUCUGUUAAACACAGAAUCAGAAUUCCACUCCUUGCUGAGUUGUCUUUUGCCCCUCCCAUCACUCUCUCACUGGACCUGAAUAAAAAGGAAGUAGUCAAGUUUAUUGUCUGAAAUAUUCUAGGGCUUUCAGAAAACUCAACUUAGAGUGUCUUUGACAGUUGGAAGGUUGCUUCUAGGUAGAUAUUCAUGCAUAAGACACUGCAUAGAAACUCUAUGCCUAGUAUUGCAUUCUGUAUCCUAGUAUUGCAUUGUAGGCAUAUCCUAGUAUUGCAUUCUAAGCAUGAAUAUUUUUGAGGAUAACAGCAGAUGACAGAACUUAAAAGAAGACAGUCGAUUUCACCCUAGAGUAAUGUUAUGCAAAAGAUCUGUUACAUUUGUUGCUUGGGAGUGAAAACAUUUUAUUAGCUCUUCCUUUGAUACAUUGAAUGCUGGGACAUGGAUAGGAUAAACAAGACAUUUGUGAAAGAAUUCAUUCUUCUAGGACUCUCUGGUUACCCAAAACUUGAGAUCAUUUUUUUUUCUCUAAUUCUAGUAAUGUAUCUAGUGAUUCUAAUUGGCAAUGGUGUUUUGAUCAUAGCAAGCAUCUUUGAUUCUCGUCUUCACACCCCCAUGUACUUCUUCCUGGGCAACCUGUCUUUCCUGGAUAUCUGCUAUACAUCCUCCUCUGUUCCCUCAACUUUGGUGAGCUUAAUUUCAAAGAAAAGGAACAUUUCCUUCUCUGGAUGUGCAGUGCAGAUGUUCUUUGGGUUUGCAAUGGGGUCAACAGAGUGUUUCCUCCUUGGCAUGAUGGCUUUUGAUCGCUAUGUAGCCAUCUGUAACCCUCUGAGAUACCCCAUCAUCAUGAGCAAGGUGGUGUAUGUACUGAUGGCUUCUGUGUCAUGGCUCUCUGGUGGAAUCAACUCAAUUGUGCAAACAUCUCUUGCCAUGCAGUUGCCUUUCUGUGGGAAUAAUAUUAUCAAUCAUUUCUUAUGUGAGAUAUUAGCUGUCCUUAAGCUAGCUUGUGCUGAUAUAACCCUCAAUUAUGUUACCCUAGCAGUUUCAAAUAUGGCAUUCCUGGUUCUUCCACUGAUAGUCAUUUUUUUCUCCUAUAUGUUCAUCCUUUACACCAUCUUGAGAAUGAACUCAGCCACAGGGAGACGCAAAGCCUUUUCCACCUGUUCAGCACAUCUGACUGUGGUGAUCAUAUUUUAUGGUACCAUCUUCUUCAUGUAUGCCAAACCCAAGUCUCAAGACCACCUUCGGAAUGACAAUUUGCAAGCUACAGAGGGGCUUAUUUCCAUGUUUUAUGGGGUAGUAACCCCCAUGCUAAAUCCUAUAAUCUAUAGCUUGAGAAAUAAAGAUGUAAAAGCUGCUGUGAAAUAUUUGCUGAAUUGGAAAACUGUUAACCAAUAAAACCAAAGGGAAAUGUGAGUCUUUAGUGUAUAAAGAAUAGAAAUGGCAUCUUUGGGCAACCAUUGAGGACCUUCUUUGGGAAAGCAAGUUUAUAUAAAGAGAGAUUUUUAUUCUUUGUCUUCACUGGCCAAGUUUAGCUAUGAUUACUAAGAAUAAUAGUCUGCCGUAAACUCAGGUUGUAACAGGGUCUGAUUCGUGUUUCACAAAGACCAUGAAUUCCAUUAGAAUCUCAUCCAUGGUCAUAUCCGAAAUUAGUAUUUCUGGUGUCAUGUGUCGCAAUACAGUGAAAAACAUCACACAUAAGCUUUGGAAAUAGAGAAGCAGGAGUAUAAAUUCUACCCUAUCACAAAGUGCUUAAAUUAAUAUUGGGAAAGUUAUUUAUUCUUUCUAAACUUUAGUUUCCUUAUUUGCAAAAAGGGAGUAAUUAAACACGGUUCCCAGUGUUAUUAUAAAGAUUCAGUAAGUUGCACAAAGCACCUGGCAUAGUGCCAAGUUCAUAGUAGUUCUCUCUGUAGAGGAUGUUGAGCUUGACUUUUCCUGUUGACACAGAAUGUAGGAAUUGAAGACUCCAAAUUGAAGAUAAAAGACGCUAGCUAGCACCUCUUAAAAAAACCUUCCAGUUAUUAGGAUCAGCUAUCCCUUUCUUAAGUCUUGUUAACAUCAGUCACCACUUUUCCUUGCCCCUUCUCCCUGCGUAGCUAUGUAAAGAAAACAUCAAGAAAGGGAAAGUUAGAUCAAAGGAAAUUUUACAUCAUGAAGAACUCAGUGAAUCCUGAGAGGUGUUUCACUGCUGUCCCUGUCAAAGAGUGGGAAGAUUGUUCCAGCCCAAGCCAAUUAAAGAGGAUGCUGCAAAAGAGCCUCUUGAGGUUGGGGGUGCCUGCAAAGGAGAGCUAAUGUUUGGCUUGAUGAGUGGAGGCUUGCUGACCUUCUCUCUAGGCUGUAGACUAAGCUGAUGAAUUAGUCUAGAAAUGGCCUGGAGGAUAAUAAGCUCAUUUAUCUUAGGGGUGAAAAUAACCAGAAUUUUUCAGUUUGUGUGAAAUGUUUCUCAGGCUCUGAAAGAGGGCUGAAAUUAGUGUCUGGGAAGAGCAAAUCAUUUCAUUUUAUACUCCAGUGAAUUGAAACUCCUCAGUAAACCUAUUACAGGUUUUCCCCCCCUUUCUGUAGACUUUCCUGCCAUGUUGAGCACAGCAUACCAUUGGGCCACAUCACCAGCCAUUGUGACCUCUGGUUUCAGCCUGAUUUUCCUAUCUAAAUUUUCUCUUUCCUAUUGGUUUUAGAGUCAUCAUAUAGCCCCAGGCCUCCUAGUUUGGAGCUGUACUCUCUGCCAGUCUACAUCUUGGAGAUAAAUCUUGAUUUUGACCUAGUAAUCUGGUCACUAAAAUCUUGCUGCCUGUCUGUUUCCAGUCAGAGUAUUGUCACUGCCAAUAAACCUCUAAACAGUGGGUGCUGCUUUUGAUUCUAUUUAGACAGGCGUGUACCAGACCCUGUGGGUGAGGCUUUUUAACCUCUGCCCACUCCCACUGGGAUGAGCCCUGUAUUUCAGUCUGAUCCAGGUUUAAUUCUUUUCAGGUUUUGACCUCUGCCAUCAAGGUUUUAGGCACACUUCUGCAUGUACAACGAUGUCCUGCUUCCAGUUGUCCCAGGCAACUCCUUAGCACCUCCUUUUCCACAAUAGGAAGGGUACUAGUGUCUCAUAUGCAUGUUUAUAUUAGAUUGUUUGCUUUACUUACAAAAACUGAUUCUAAUUUACAUUGGUAUGUAUAAAGUUGACACAGUGUUACCUCAGUUUAGAAGUUCUGCUCUGAUGAAUGCUUAAAGUUAACAGUUUUAAUACUAUCUGCCUGGGGCACUUGAGUGACUCAGUUGGUUAAGUGACCCUCUCUUGAUUUCACCUCAGGUUAUGAUAUCAGGGUUUCAUUAGUUUGAGCCCCACAUCAGGCUCUGCAUGCUGACCAUGAAUGGAA